Messenger RNA from Ogataea parapolymorpha DL-1, 690 nucleotides. RefSeq lists its product as uncharacterized. The transcript has a single exon. The coding region runs from base 1 to 690 and encodes 229 amino acids. The record is from RefSeq and is a predicted model, not a curated record. Lineage: Eukaryota; Fungi; Ascomycota; Pichiomycetes; Pichiales; Pichiaceae.
AUGUCAGCCAUAGAGAACACUCUUCAGUCAAUCCAAAACCAGCUGGAGUCCGUUCCGUUCUACGACGAUCUGGUAGACAAGUGGAACGACCUGGCCGGGGACAAAAUUAAGACUAAAGAUCCGUUUGUCGAGACAUUGCCGAAUGGCUCGACGCGCAAACUGAAACUUCCAGAUAAUGCUACAAAGAAACAGAAAAAGGCAUGGAAACGAAUACAAAGAAGAGCAUGGAUCGACGACAAGUGUUUCCUCGGAUGCUAUCCAAUUGAUUGCGGAAUAGGUUUGGGGCCCAUUGUGGUGAUACUUCCGGGAAUCGGUCCGCUACUAAUGUACGCCAUUCACGCUCGGCUGAUCCACAUGGCCAGCCAUGCGUUUGAUAUUGAUCCCGCAACGUACUCCAAAAUGCAGGCCAAUAUUCUAUUUGAUCUGCUCAUCUCAUUACCGCCCCUGAUUGGCUCUUUCUUUGCAUGGAUGAACGGCUGCUCUACGCGAAACGCGGCCAUCGUCCAUACGCGAGUUCGAAAACUGCUUGCUAUUCAAGAGCAACAGCAACAGCAGUACCAGCCCCAGCACCGUUCUGACCAUUUGCAACGGCCUGCGCCAGCGGCCACUUCAGCCUCCAACCCGCCACCACUGCCACCGAAAUCAGCUACCAUACGAGAUCCCCAAGCGGCGGCGGUAACGCGAAGAUAA